UUAUUUACAUAUAUAUACACAAAGGCCUUAAAAUAAUACAGAAGCAAACAUCUAGUCGCUGCUUGCAGUUUCGUUGCCGUUGCAGUAAUGUCUGAAAAACCGACUGUUUUAAUUUUGGGUGGCUGUGGAUUCAUUGGACGCAACUUGCUGACAUACUUGCUUAACAAUGACUUGACAGAGGAAAUUCGCAUUGUUGAUAAGACGCCGCCACAGAUGGCCUGGCUGAACGAGCAACAAUCCAAGGCAUUCAGCAACGAUAAAGUAGAGUUCUGCAGUGCAAACUUAAUAAACGCCGCCUCAGUUCAGUCGGCGUACGCACCACACCCAACAACAAAUCGCAGCUGGGACUUGGUCAUAAACUGUGCCGGCGAAACGCGUGCCAAUCAAGAUGAUGCUGUGUACAAGGAGGGCAUUUACAAGCUGAGCAUUAAUUGUGCUAAUGAGGCCGCAAAUCAACAGGUCAAGCGUUAUGUAGAGCUCAGCUCAGGCUGUGUUAACAGCAGCGAAAAGACGCCACUAAAGGAAGACUGCAAACAUGAACCAUGGACGGGCGUGGCUAAGCAAAAGCUAAAAGUGGAAAAGGAGCUGGCGCAAGUUAACAAUCUCAACUACACCGUAGUGCGUCUACCAAUUGUCUAUGGCAUUGGUGAUAAGCGCUAUUUGAUGCCGCGUAUUAUAAUCGCUGCCAUAUACAAAUACCUCGGUGAAACAAUGAAGCUACUGUGGAACGACGCCAUGCGUCUAAAUACGGUGCAUGUUGAUGAUGUGUGCGCAGCGAUUUGGCAAUUAGCACAAAGUCCCAAAACGGCUGGACAAGUCUACAACAUAGUGGAUGACUCAGCGUCAACGCAGGGCAGCAUCAGCGACAUGUUGGUGGAUAUAUUUGGUAUUAAUGUCGAUUAUUUUGGAAUUGUAAUGUCCAAUUUGACAAAGAUCUAUCCGACCGAUACGGUAGCUGAGAUUAACGACAAGCACUUGGCACCCUGGGCGGAGAUUUGUCAGCGAAAUGGCAUUGACAACACACCACUUACGCCUUACUUGGAUGAGGAGCAACUGCAUCAUAAGCAUCUCAAUUUGGAUAAUUCAAAACUCAAGGACUUCGGUUAUGUGCUGCAGAAGGCAAAAGUCACGCGUGACUUGCUUAUUGAGAUGAUUGAUGACUAUGCCAAGCAGCAGCUAUUUCCCAAGUCCUUAGCCCUUUAACCAAUGGCAAAGUAUAAAUGCACCAAGUUAAUAUGCACAAUCAAGCAAUUAUUAGUGGACUAAGCGAAAGAUAUUUUUAUAUUGAAUCCAUAUAAUCUUCCAUUUUACAUCAGACUUAAGCUUCGCUGUUCGGAGUUUUUGCAAAAGAAAAAGUGUACUUAUAGUAUUAUGUGUAGACGUGCCCAAUUCCAUAUUUUUUAAUAGAUAUAUAUAUGCAUUCCAAUCAAUCGUAUAACGUAUACGUAAUUUUUAUAAGACUAACAUUUGUAUUGUGAUCAGUUUUAGUGGCCAAUUGACAAUAAAAUAAAAUGCAUUUUUUUUAUAUUUAUGUUUGUGUAUAUUUGAUUACUUUAAAAGUUGCGGCAACAUAGCGUCGUCUCGUACAAUACGAUAGAUAAUUGAAAAAUGCAAUUGCUUCACUUUUACGCUCUCAUUAACUUAAACAUUACAGAAAAUCAACAAUAAUCAUUUUAUAAAAGCAAUUUAAGCUCAUAUCUUUCUCAUUAGCUUAAUACAAAAAACGGGCAAAUGUUUAAAAUUGAACAAUUAAGUAUUUCAGCUAACAUACAAUUUCUGUUUUCUUUCAUUUGAUAAAUUACUUGGACUUUGUGACAAUUUGUUUUUGCUAAAAAUGACGCGGGUGCAUAUAUGAUAUUUGCUUUUGAGUUCUCAAUCAGUUAAGCUAGUUAAGUUUUAGC
Molecule: messenger RNA, 1901 nt
Organism: Drosophila busckii
Lineage: Eukaryota; Metazoa; Arthropoda; Insecta; Diptera; Drosophilidae
Exons: 5
Coding region: 88-1203 (371 amino acids)
Source: RefSeq, a predicted model, not a curated record